This is a messenger RNA of Rubroshorea leprosula, 2356 nucleotides long. The record is from the annotation of a GenBank genome assembly. NCBI's taxonomy places the organism in Eukaryota, Viridiplantae, Streptophyta, Magnoliopsida, Malvales, Dipterocarpaceae.
AAAAUUUCAAUUUAUAUUUCUCCUCUUUUGAGUGAGAUUUUUGGGAGUAGAUUCUUUCAAUUUAUCUUUGUAUCUUAAGUCUUACCAACCUAAGUAGUGAACCUGGUGAUCGAAUUCAUCGUAGUGGGUUUCUAAAUCUUGCCAAAAUCGGUGUUUCAGUAUCGGCUCCUACGCCAUCUAUAAAGGCAGGGAUAAGAAGAUUUUUUGUUGCAGAGAAUGUGUGCGUUUGGUUUUGAUUUUGAUUUUGAUUUCGAGAUGAGAGCGGCAAAGCUUCCGAUUCGGUCACUUCUCCGGUCGGUGGUGUUGGUUUUACUGGCUACUACUUCGUUCGGAGUCAAUGUAACGUACGAUCACAGAGCGAUCGUCAUCGACGGCAAGCGCCGGGUCUUGGUUUCCGGCUCCAUCCAUUAUCCUCGCAGCACUCCCGAUAUGUGGCCAGACCUCAUACAGAAAUCGAAGGACGGAGGACUAGAUGUGAUCGAGACCUAUGUUUUCUGGAAUUUACAUGAGCCCGUCAGGAACAAGAUUAACACCUGCAAUGGAUUCUACUGUGACCAGUUCACCCCAAAUUCUAACACCAAACCUAAAAUGUGGACUGAGAAUUGGAGUGGAUGGUUUCUUUACUUUGGCGGUGCUACUCCCUAUAGACCAGUUGAAGACCUUGCAUUUGCUGUUGCACGGUUUUACCAACGAGGUGGAACUUUCCAAAACUAUUAUAUGUAUCAUGGUGGAACAAAUUUUGGCCGGACCACUGGUGGACCCUUCAUUGCUACUAGUUAUGAUUAUGAUGCUCCAAUUGAUGAGUAUGGGAUUCCUAGACAACCCAAGUGGGGCCACCUAAAAGAUGUCCACAAGGCAAUAAAACUUUGUGAAAAAGCAUUAGUAGCAACUGACCCGACAUUUACUUCUCUGGGCCCAAACUUGGAGGCUACCGUCUAUAAAACUGGAUCAGGAUUAUGUGCUGCUUUUCUUGCUAAUGUGGGCACAUCAGAUGUAACUGUCAAUUUUAGUGGCAAUUCAUAUUGCUUGCCUGCAUGGUCUGUGAGCAUUUUACCAGACUGCAAGAAUGUAGUUCUUAAUACCGCAAAGAUAAAUUCCAUGACCAUGAUUCCCAGCCUUUCGCACCAAGCUUUGAAUGUGGAUGCUGAUUCUACUGAGGCAAUUGGCUCAGGUUGGAGUUGGAUAAAUGAACCUGUGGGGGCAGGGAUUACUGGUCCAGUGAAGUUGAAAGGCUCAAAGAAUGGUAACAGCGUUGAUCUCUCCUCACAGCAGUGGACAUAUCAGAUUGGACUUAAAGGAGAAGAUUCAGGUCUGUCUACUGGUAGUUCUUCACAAUGGGUUUCACAACCUGACUUGCCCAAGAACCAGCCACUGAUAUGGUACAAGACAAAGUUUGAUGCCCCUGCUGGAAAUGACCCAGUUGCUUUAGACUUCACUGGGAUGGGGAAGGGUGAGGCAUGGAUCAAUGGACAAAGCAUUGGACGUUAUUGGCCAACCUAUAUCUCUCCAAAAAGUGGCUGUACUGACUCUUGUAAUUACAGAGCAGAUUACAAUCCAGACAAAUGCAAGAAGAACUGUGGGAAGCCAUCCCAAGAACUAUAUCAUGUACCCCGCUCUUGGUUGCAACCAAGUGGCAAUACUCUUGUUUUGUUCGAGGAAAUUGGUGGGGAUCCAACACAGUUAGCUUUUGCAACCAAACAGACAGGAAGUUUGUGCUCCCAUGUAUCAGAAUCUCACCCAUCACCUGUAGAUAUGUGGGGCUCAGAAUCAAAAACAGGAACGAAACCAGGGCCUACUCUGUCACUUGCAUGCCCGUUUCCAGACCAGGCUAUUUCUUCAAUCAAAUUUGCUAGUUUCGGGACUCCCAGUGGAACUUGCGGAGGUUUUAGCCAUGGUAAAUGCAGCAGCCCAAAGGCACUUUCUAUCCUACAAAAGGCUUGCAUCGGAUCAAAAAGCUGUAGCAUUGCAGUAUCAACUGGUACAUUUGGUGACCCAUGUAGAGGAGUAAUAAAGAGUUUAGCAGUGGAAGCUUCCUGCACGUGAAGAAAUGUGCUAAUGCAAUUUGGUGUGCAAGUCAAGCAUUCUACCCGAUCACGUUUCGAAUCAAAUAAGGUUUUCAACAGCUUGUCUAAGUAAAAUAGCCCCCAAAACAUAGAUAUAAGGGGUUUCAUACAUCAAAGUGUAUUCUGAUUAAAGCACUAGAAAUGUAAAAAUGCAUCCUUUAGCAGCAUGCAUGCCUUCUUUGGUGGCAAAAGAAUGGAAAGCCAAUUACUGUAUGUUGCCUGGAAAUUUCUAUUGAAUCAUAUGCAUGUGUUUCCUGCAUCAAUCAUUUCCAGAAUAAACUGAGGUAAUGUAA